Messenger RNA from Syngnathoides biaculeatus (alligator pipefish), 2141 nucleotides. RefSeq names its product limb and neural patterns a (gene lnpka). The record is from RefSeq and is a predicted model, not a curated record. Gene Ontology annotation, cellular component: endoplasmic reticulum tubular network. The coding region runs from base 333 to 1517 and encodes 394 amino acids. Gene Ontology annotation, biological process: endoplasmic reticulum tubular network organization. NCBI's taxonomy places the organism in Eukaryota, Metazoa, Chordata, Actinopteri, Syngnathiformes, Syngnathidae. The transcript is spliced from 13 exons.
AAAAUUAUCUGAAAUCCUUUGACAUCAUCUUUAAUAAUGUACAUGACUACUUUCUGGCAAACAGAGGGACCACUGUACUACGUGUCCACAACCCAUCAAUUUGGAACCGGUGCCAUUGAAGACUUUGGAGCAGUGGCAUCACAGAAAGCAUGCCCAUUUCCUUCUUGGGUGGACACACCCCUUAAACUUGACACCGUGUAAGCAAGCAAAGCUGCAGAAACUCACUACUAGCCACGGGCACAUCAAACCUGUCGGCUUCACUCAAGGUGGAAAACGUCGACCAUUUAAAACCUUCAGAUUGACGAGGAGGCUACAAACCCCCCCUCACCAACAUGGGGGCUGUCGUCUCUCGGUGGAGGGCCAAACCUUCCACUGUGGAGAUAUUGGAGGGACUAGAUAAGGACAUUCAGCUUUACGAGGAACACAGCGAAAAAUACCAAAGGCAGCUGAAGAUUUGGCUCGGCCGACUGCUUUUGUACUCUGCUCUUCUCUACAUGAUCACCUGCAUCUUGGUGUAUUGCUGGUACUUGCCCGAGCAGCUCGUUGGGCGCUUUAUUCUUGUACUUCUCUUCGUCGUAUUUCCUGUAUUAGUGUGGUUGCUUCGAAAACUCAUGAUUGUAAUAUUUUCUCGAAGAACCACAAAGAAUAAUGAAAAACUGGAAAAUCUUAAAGCGCAAAAGAAGAAAAUUCUUGAAGAAGUUAUGGAAACAGAAACGUAUAAAAAUGCAAAAAUGAUUCUGGAAAGAUUUGAUCCUGAUUCCAAGAGGAGAAUGGAUCUGGAAUCGACUCCCCUCGGACACCAAAUGACCCCUAAACCAGGCCAAGAGAUUCGCCAGCGCAAUGUCAAUCCGCAAACCCCGUUGGCGGCGAAUCCUGGGAGCGGCGCAGCGGCCCGCCCUCCUCUUUCCGGCGGGCCCACCAAUCCCGGCCGAUCUUCACUCUCCGCUCCAGGAGGACCCCCAGAGAGGGGCCUGUCGGCCGUGGCUGCUCAGCAGAGCUUGAUGAGGAAGCCUGUGACCCCUGGAACACCUGCUCCAGGAUUUGGGAUGCACCCUCCAGGCCCGCCCCUGGCCAGACCAGUUCUUCCAAGACACAGAGGCGCAAUGGACAGAGUCAUUGAGUACCUUGUUGGAGAUGGCCCACAGAACAGAUUCGCUCUCAUAUGCCAGCAGUGUUUGUCCCACAAUGGCAUGGCAUUAAAAGAGGAAUUUGAAUAUGUCGCCUUUCGAUGUGCGUAUUGUUAUUUCCUGAACCCCGCCAGAAAGACCAGACCUCAAGCACCCAGAGUCCCCGAGGUCACUGGUGAGCUCAAGAUGUCUUCUGAGGCCCCCUCGUCAACGUCCAAUGUGGAAGAAGAUUCCUCACAGGCUGUUAAUGGGGACGCGCAGGAUGCGGCACCCCCAACUCCCCCAGAGUCCAGUCCUGAGUCUGCCCAUCAAAGCACUCUAGAGUCACAAGAUGAGCCCUCAGAGAAGUCUGAUGGAGAACAAGAUUUGUCUGCCAUGGAGGUGGACUAAAGUGGGCCCGUUCCACAUCAUCUGGAACUUUGACGAAAAAGGCUUAAUCAGAAUAACCGUUCUUCAGAGUUGGGCAGAAACCACCAAGGUUUUCAGCGUUUACAGCCCUUUGCCUCGACAAGUGUUUUUAUAGUAGCGAUGAAUUGUUUGGUACAAGCAACCGGUAGUUCCUCCUCACCAACCCUUUUGAAACCAGCCUUGUCUGAUAUGCUGGCGUUUGAAUCAGACAUGAUUACCUCUGUUUUUGACAUCAUGUCUUAAUAGGAAGCUACAGUUUUAUUUAUAAUGUCAAUUUAAUGCCAAUGACUGCUGCGCCUUAACCAGUUAUGUUGACCGCGCUACUGUUUCGCUAAGUGGUGCAACCGACAUGUUUACACGCAAUGGUACAUAAAGAAUGCACUAAAAUAUGUAUUUUUUUUCCUCACGGGGAUAGGAUAAUAAUGUUGGUACUGUGCAUCUGCUGGAGUGUCUUUUACAUUUUAAAUGGCUUUGAGUAUUUCUGAAGCAAUCCAUUUACAUUUCGACAAUCCAUUUUAGUGUUUUCAGUCAACUAAAUGAAUGUCUGUUGUGAAUGUGUCAGUUUGUCAAGUGUAAAUAAUAAUAGAAUAAAUUUUUGAGAACGUA